Molecule: messenger RNA, 2848 nt
Organism: Columba livia (rock pigeon)
Lineage: Eukaryota; Metazoa; Chordata; Aves; Columbiformes; Columbidae
Gene: FSIP1
Product: fibrous sheath interacting protein 1
Exons: 14
Coding region: 135-1928 (597 amino acids)
Source: RefSeq, a predicted model, not a curated record
CCCGUCCUGACGAUGGUACCUCUCCAAUUGAAAGCUAAUCUUGUAAUUAUCGCGAGAGUUCGGCGAGUUGGUCGUCAUGGGAACGGCGGCGGCGGUUGGGCUGCCUCCUGCGCUGCCGCCCCCCCGCGGUCACAAUGGAUAAUACAAGGGGGAGCUUGGAUAGAAUUUCAAGGCCUACAUCUAGCUCAAGUACUUAUCCUAAUGGUAGAUCUUUAAAUACAUCUAUGGAGUUAUUAACACCAGAGCCAUGUUUACCAAAGGAUGAUUCACCUGUCAGUUUGGCUGCUAGUUAUCAAAGAGGCAGUCUAGAAGACGGCUGUCCAGAAGAAAACAAAGGAUUUAUCUCUAGUUCAGAUUCUGGAGAUGAGAGCACUGAAACACAGACUUCAAAAUUCUGUGAACCUUCCCAGGGGACACUAAGUCUUGCAGAAGCAGCAAACUCUUCCAACUUUGAAUAUUCUGAAGAAACAGAUGUAGAUCCUCAUGUUCAAGCAGCUAUAAAGAAAAUGAAGAAACUUGACACAAUACUGGCAAAAAAACAUUUUAAGGAGAGAGCAAUUAAAAAGCAAGGCAAAGAAAUAAGGGCAAAGCUCUGGGAGGAACUUAAGUUUAUUGGAACUACUGGAAGCCAUGAGGAGAUAGAAAACACAAAACUUUUCUUAACUUUGAUGUCAUCGUGGCAGGAUACUGCUGUUCCCUUCCAUGCUAAAGAAGAUGAAAUAUGUGCUUCAGUAUUUCACACACAAAUUAAUCCAGAAGUUUACGAUUGCCAUAAAACCCAACCUAAUCAGGAUUACCCAAGGGAAUUAGAAACAAACGUAUUUCUUAAUCAAGCAGAAAAAAUUCAUAGCAAAAGUAAAAGCAACCAGGAUUUCAUUAAAAAGAACAUUGAGCUAGCAAAGGAUUCAGGAAACCAGAUUGUUAUGCUUGAGGGAGAAAGGAAAAGGCUAAUUGAACUUUUGAAAGAUAGAGAAGAUGGAAUUGAAUUGCAAGGUCUUGAGGAGGAUGUGUCUGCCUGGCUAUCACCAGGGGAAGGAUACACACCUGAACCGAUGGAAUUUCAUCACCUCACUGAGAUAGACAUGAAGCUUCAUUUACUAUUAUCUGAUGGGGAUUUUUCUGUCAUUCCCAGCUCUUGCUCAAAAUCUCCAAGCCAGAUUUAUCAGGAGUCUUUGGUUUAUGCAAACAGAAGCCUAGAAGCAGUUCCAGGUGAAAAGGUUCUGCGAGACAACAGGGAACAACGUGAUCAACAAAAUCGUCUGAGAGAAAUAGAUCAUCAGCUGAAAUCUCUAGAGAGAAAUCCUAGUGAAGAACAAAUGGGCCUCUCUGAAGAGCAGCUUAAGACCCUUCUGGAAGAAUGUAUGCAGCCUCGGAGAACAAUAAGCAACGUUACCAUGCCAAAGUCUCAGGAAUCUCUUUCUUGUGGAUUAAGUCCCCCUUGUUACACAAGUCAAGACUCCACUCUUCACUCCACAUCUACUCUUUCCAAAAUGUUAGUUGAAGGCCAUAUUGUAGGGAUGUUAACGGCUCAGGAAAAGGCUGGACUUGCAGACAAAAGCUUAUGUGUUAAUGCAGAGAGUGAAAUCCCUGGCUACUAUGUCAGCAAAGCAUCGGCUGAUAGUCACUUAUCAAAGGACUCACUGGCCCAAACAGAGGAGCCAGAUGACCUAGAAGGUUUACAGAAGGUGGGAGAUAAGAGUAUUACUGGAGGUUAUUUUAUGUCAAGAGCACUCAACACAGAAAGGUUGAAGAAACCUCCUUUCUUGGGUGAACCAUUAUAUUGCAUCAGCGUGAACAAUGAGGCAUCCACAGAGGCUGACAUUCUCAGCAUACCACUGCAAACCAAAGGAGGUGAGACUCUUAACAGCCCUUUCGAACAGGCUUUUGAUUACGAUGAAAAAAGCCAAGCAGGUUCUCACCAAAGAUGAUAUGAAGAUUGAAAGUUGAGGGGUAACCUGAAGGGAAUGAAUUAUCAUAAUUGAAAACUAUUCCAUGAGCUGAUUUAUUCUUAAGAGACAAUUAUUAUUGUCAUUAUUCUAUGUUGCAGUUUGAUUUCAAAAUAAACUCUUGCAAUUCAUUAAUUUUCCUGGGGUGUUCUAAUAAAUAAAUGUACAUACACGUUUGUGUAGCCGUGUGUCUGAUAAACAAGCAUGUCUUUGUUUGUAGAAAACGUAAAAUAAAACUGGCAGGUUUCUACUGAUGAGACUUCAUUAGAGCAGAUAUGAUAUGUGUAUAAUAAUUUUCUUCCUUUACCCAUUAUCUGCUUUUUUCCCAUGAAGUUAGUGUAACCCUGACCUCCGUGGUCCCAGUGCAGCUUGCUGGGACUUGCAGCCUGUCUGACCGCUGAGCCUGACUCAGGGAAGGACCCAAAUUCGGACUCAGUUCCCUUCCCCGGGGCUGUUUACUGGGCAGCUGGGUAGACUAAAGGUAAAGACUUGCUCAAGUCCUGUGCUGGACGGGCACAUCGGCACCGCUCCGCUCAGCUGUGUCCUGUGAUCGUCCUGCAGACACCUCGUCCUCUGCUGAAGAAAUACGUAACUAAGUGAUGAAAGAUUGUGGUCCCUCGUGCUGCUUUGCUGCAAGUAAAAGUGAAGGAGUUCACAAAUUUGCCCUAACAGCUUCUGGAUUGUGAAACCUUAUAGUAAUGACAAGCUGGGGGGAGGCUGAUACAGCUGGUUUGUGUUUAAGAUAAAAAUUCAUUGCAAGUUUUUGCUUGUCUUCUCUUCAACUGCUAUUUCUCCUGAAUUUUCUACUUAUUUUCUGAGCUGAUGGUUGGUUCUUUAUUUCAUGCACUGUACUGUCAGAAUAAGAAGGAAUUAUUAAAAAAACCCUAUGGUUGUCUUGUAAA